GGCCUCCGGGGAGGAGGCGGGGCCGGGGGCGGGGCCGGGGCCGCGCCUGCCGCACCUCGGGGCGGCCGCUGGAGCCCUGGAGCGCCGCGGGCGCGGGGCGUAAAGGCGGCCGCGGCGGAGCUCGGCCCUGCGGCUGAGGCGGCAGCAGCGGCGUCGGCGGCCGCCGCCUCGUCCUCGUCCUCGGCUCGGUCCUCGCCGGGCGGCCUGGGCCCGCGGCCCCUCCUCGGCCUCGCCUGGGCCGCCGUCGCCGCGUCCCCUCCAUCCCCCGCGGCCCCGCGGCGGGCACGGCCGCGGCAUGUGGCGCUGGGUCCGGCAGCAGCUGGGUUUUGACCCACCACAUCAAAGUGACACAAGAACAAUUUACAUAGCAAAUAGAUUUCCUCAGAAUGGCCUUUAUACUCCUCAGAAAUUUAUAGAUAACCGAAUCAUAUCAUCUAAGUAUACAGUGUGGAAUUUUGUUCCAAAAAAUUUAUUUGAACAAUUCAGAAGAGUAGCAAACUUUUACUUUCUUAUUAUCUUUUUGGUCCAGCUUAUGAUUGAUACUCCCACAAGUCCUGUUACUAGUGGACUUCCGUUAUUCUUUGUGAUAACUGUAACAGCCAUAAAGCAGGGAUAUGAAGACUGGUUACGACACAAAUCGGAUAAUGAAGUCAAUGGAGCACCUGUUUAUGUUGUUCGUAGUGGUGGCCUUGUGAAAACCAGAUCAAAAAACAUCCGGGUAGGGGAUAUUGUCAGAAUUGCCAAAGAUGAGAUUUUUCCUGCUGAUUUGGUGCUUCUGUCUUCCGACAGAGUAGAUGGUUCAUGCCAUGUUACAACAGCUAGUUUAGAUGGAGAAACUAAUCUCAAGACACAUGUGGCAGUUCCAGAAACAGCAGUAUUGCAAACUGUUGCCAAGUUGGACACACUCAUAGCUGUGAUAGAAUGUCAGCAGCCAGAAGCCGACUUAUACAGAUUUAUUGGAAGAAUGAUACUGAAUCAACAAAUGGAAGAAAUUGUAAGACCUCUUGGGCCAGAAAGUCUCUUGCUUCGUGGAGCCAGAUUAAAGAACACAAAAGAAAUUUUUGGUGUUGCAAUAUAUACAGGAAUGGAAACUAAGAUGGCAUUAAAUUAUAAGAGCAAGUCACAGAAGCGAUCAGCAGUAGAGAAGUCAAUGAAUACCUUUUUGAUAAUAUAUCUCAUAAUCCUUAUUUCUGAAGCCAUCAUCAGUACAAUAUUGAAAUACACAUGGCAAGCAGAAGAAAAAUGGGAUGAACCUUGGUAUAAUCAGAAAACAGAGCAUCAGCGAAAUAGCAGUAAGAUUCUGAGGUUUAUUUCUGACUUCCUUGCUUUCUUGGUGCUCUACAAUUUUAUCAUUCCAAUUUCGCUCUAUGUGACAGUCGAGAUGCAAAAAUUCCUUGGCUCAUUUUUUAUUGGCUGGGAUCUUGAUCUUUAUCAUGAAGAAACAGAUCAGAAAGCACAAGUCAAUACUUCAGAUCUGAAUGAAGAGCUGGGACAGGUGGAAUAUGUAUUUACAGAUAAAACUGGAACUCUAACUGAAAAUGAGAUGCAGUUUCGGGAGUGUUCAAUUAAUGGCAUAAAAUAUCAAGAAAUCAAUGGCAGACUGGUACCAGAGGGACCCACACCAGAAUCCUCAGAAGGUUUAGCAUACUUUAGAAGUUUAGCCCAUCUCAGCACUUCAGCCCAUCUUGCAAUUGGUUCUGAAACUGAAACUGAACUAAUCAAAGAACAAGAUCUCUUCUUUAAAGCAGUUGGUCUCUGUCAUACAGUGCAGAUUAGUAGUGGUCAAUCUGAAGGUCUUGGGGAUGGCCCCUGGCACCCCAAUGCAGUAUCCUCACAAUUGGAGUACUAUGCUUCUUCCCCAGAUGAAAAGGCCUUAGUUGAGGCUGCUGCGAGAAUUGGUGUCGUAUUUAUGGGCAGCACUGAAGAAACUAUGGAAAUUAAAACCCUUGGAAAAGUUGAAAGGUACAAAUUGCUUCAUGUUCUGGAAUUUGAUUCAGAUCGUAGACGCAUGAGUGUGAUUGUACAAUCUCCUUCAGGUGAGAGACUCUUGUUUUCUAAAGGAGCGGAGUCUUCAAUUCUUCCAAACUGUAUUGGUGGUGAAAUAGAAAAAACAAGAAUUCAUGUAGAUGAAUUUGCUUUGAAAGGGCUAAGGACUCUGUGUGUAGCAUACCGGCAGUUCACGCCCGAAGAGUUUGAGGAAGUGGACAGACGGCUUUUUGAAGCCAGGACGGCCUUGCAGCAGCGGGAAGAGAAGCUGGCAGAGGCUUUUCACUGGAUAGAGAGAGAGCUGCUGUUACUCGGGGCAACAGGCGUGGAGGAUAGGCUUCAAGAUAAAGUGAGAGAGACCAUUGAAGCCUUACGUAUGGCGGGCAUCAAAAUCUGGGUGCUUACUGGAGACAAGCACGAGACCGCCAUCAGCGUGAGUCUGUCGUGUGGACAUUUUCAUAGAACCAUGAACAUCCUUGAACUGGUCAACCAAAAAUCAGACAGUGAAUGUGCGGAGCAGCUGCGGCGAUUGGCCAGAAGAAUCACUGAAGACCAUGUGAUCCAGCAUGGACUGGUGGUAGAUGGGAGCAGCCUUUCUCUGGCCCUGAGGGAGCACGAGAAGAUCUUCAUGGAUGUGUGUAAAAGCUGCUGUGCCGUGCUCUGCUGCCGCAUGGCCCCGCUCCAGAAGGCAAAGGUAAUAAGACUGAUAAAAAUCUCUCCAGAAAAACCUAUAACGUUGGCUGUUGGUGAUGGUGCUAAUGAUGUAAGCAUGAUACAAGAAGCGCAUGUUGGCAUAGGAAUUAUGGGAAAAGAAGGAAGACAGGCUGCACGAAACAGUGACUAUGCAAUUGCAAGAUUUAAAUUCCUCUCCAAAUUGCUUUUUGUCCAUGGCCAUUUUUAUUAUAUUAGAAUAGCAACCCUUGUACAAUACUUUUUUUAUAAGAAUGUGUGUUUUAUUACACCCCAGUUUUUAUAUCAGUUCUAUUGUUUAUUUUCACAACAAACACUGUAUGACAGCGUGUACCUGACUUUAUACAAUAUCUGUUUCACUUCCUUACCAAUUCUGAUAUAUAGUCUUUUGGAACAGCACGUACAUCCUCACAUCUUACAGAACAAACCUACUCUCUAUCGGGACAUAAGUAAAAAUAGUCACUUGAGCAUUAAAAAAUUUCUCUAUUGGACGGUCCUCGGUUUCAGCCAUGCCUUCAUUUUCUUUUUUGGAUGUUAUUUUCUUAUAUGGAAAGAUGUAUCUCUACUUGGAAAUGGCCAGAUGUUUGGAAAUUGGACAUUUGGAACAUCAGUCUUCACAGUAAUGGUAAUUACAGUCACAGUAAAGAUGGCAUUGGAAACUCAUUUCUGGACUUGGAUAAAUCAUGUUGUUACCUGGGGGUCCAUUGUAUUUUACUUUGCCUUCUCUUUGUUUUAUGGAGGAAUUUUCUGGCCAUUUCUGGAUAUAUACUUUGUAUUCAUUCAACUUCUAUCAAGUGGUUCUGCUUGGUUUGCCAUAAUCCUUAUAGUGGUUACUUGCCUAUUUCUUGAUGUUGUGAAAAAAGUGUUUGAUCGACAGCUACAUCCCACAAGUACUGAGAAGGCCCAGCUUACUGAAACAAAUCCCGGGGUCAAGUGCUUGGACUCCAUAUGCUGUUUCUCAGAGGGGCAAGCAGCGUGUGCAUCUUUUGGACGGAUGCUGGACCGAGUGAUGGGGAGCUGUAGCCCGGCCCAGGUUAACAGAUCAUGGAGCCCAUCGGACCCCUUCUGUACCAACGACAGGAGCAUCCUGACCCUCUCCACAAUGGACUCAUCUGCUUGUUAAAGGAACAGUAGCACUUGUGGGCAGCCAUUUCAGUCUUUUCCCGAAAGUUCAGUGGGAUUCUUCGGUUAGUGACCAUUAGUUAGUUCAGCCAAACUUCUUCCUGAAACCAAUGGAAUAGGGCACACCUUACUCAAGUUCAAGAGAAGAGAAAAAAAAAUCUUGUAGAGAAGCAAAUUCCUUAAUUUACGGUUUUUCCUAAUUCUCCUCCCAAACAAGCUAAAUAAACCCUAUCCUAGUUUAGUUGCUGCCUCACAGGUUAAUUGGAAUCCUAAGAAUCAAAUGGCAUUUCAGCUGUUGCCGGGGACACAGUUUAGCUUAACAAGGUGGAAAAGGGAGAGAGCGUCUGUUUACAUGUUAAAAUAUUAAAUAAAUCAUUAGCUAGGGCCCAUCGCCAUUUAAAGCUGCUUCUGUAAAUUGUGCUGAAAAGUUUGCCUUAAAAACUCUAUUUUUUUAUUCUAUAUUUUUUAUUCUAUUGAAGCUUCUUGUGGCUGAAGUUUUAGCCAUAUUUGAGUAAGGUUCCCCUUUCUCAGAACUCCCCAUGACCCAUGUUAUUACUUUAUUGAUUUUUGUAAAGUUCAUGGGACAGGGUUUUUAAGGAAAGAAAACCAAUCCAUUAUUUGUCUGCCUCUGUGCUGACAGUACAUAUGAACCCACACAGCCUCUUAUAAACUGGUAGCAAAAGAACCAGGAAAGUUCACAAACUAUGAGACCAGAGAGGUAGAAAAUUCUUGUUCUAAUUAAAACAAAAAUCAGCCUUUAUUUCUUUCAUUUCCUUUUUACCAUUUACUAGGGAGCUUUUGUGACAGAAUAUGAAGAAAAGUGCCAUUUCAUUAAGCGUAGGCAUUAUUUCAUAACUUUGUCAUUGAUGGAUUUUUUUGCAUGUUUUAGUCCAGUUAAUGUAUUUCAAUUUGGUCUUGCUGUAUUUUAAAAACUUAAGCCUUUUUUUCUGCCCUUCAUUAAUUUAAAGACUUGAUCAUUCGUUUUGUGACAAUGUUGUAAAUACAGAUGUAUGAAAUAAAAGAACAGAAAUAAGCUUGGACAGUAUUAUAAAUACUUUUAGGUACUUUUUCAUGACACAUUCAAGGUCAUUUAAGUGUGGCUGGGCUCUGCCGUUGCCAGCCAGCCCUGUAGCGCCAUGCUGGUCUCGGGGGUCGUGCUCCUCUCUUUGGUUCCUUUGGGAAUUUUUUUUUUUUUUUAAACCAGGGCCACUUUCUUGGCUCCACUGUACUGCCUGCCGUCAGACUUGACAAGCUGCGUGGGGAAACGGAAUUCAGCCAUGGUUUCUUUUUAAAUAAAUAUUUGGUCUUGGCUUUGUUUUCCCCCGACAAACCCCAUCCCCUCUAAUGAAGUAGUAUUAAUCUGAGACAUUGCAGUAGACAUGAAAUGAACUCUGUUGCCUGAUAAGAUUGCUAGAUUUUUUGGAUCAAAGGUUUAAUUGGUUAUUUGUGACUGGUUAAUUUGCUCAAGUUUCAGUCCUUAAAAGUAAUUUUUCGUCCAAAUGUUCAAGGUUGUAAUUUGAUUGCUCUCGGUUAUAGUUCAUUUCUUUGACGUGAAUUCAUACUUUCAAGAUGUGAAAAUGUCCUUUACGAAGAUUAGGGGAAAAAACCCAACCUUAAACAUGUAACAUCUGAUUGUAUUAGCACAGCAUUGAGAGCAAACAAAAAAAAUCUAACUUCAGAAUCUGCAUUCCUUUCCCAUAUUUGGCCAAAUAAAUAAUUUCAUUCAUUUAUGGGAAGUUAGAGAGAUUUGGACAUUGGGAGUACAAACAAGAACUCAACCUCUAGCUCCUAGUAAAAGUUCCCGAUUAAUGGAACGCUUUUGUCUUUCGGUAAUAAGAAUAUCAUUGCAUUCUUGCUGGAUUUUACCUUCUUAACUUUUAAAAAUUUUCCUAUCAAAUCUCCAGGUGUAGCAGCCCAGACCUCUUUUAGAAGAGGAAUAUUACUCUGAAAACGGGGGUCGUAAGGAAGGUCAGAUAAUACGCAAAAGAAGCUUUGAGCACCUGAAUUUCCAGAAGAGGGUGACACACGCACACUUAACUUUUAAGAUAGUUUGCUUUUUUAUCCAGUAAAGUCUAAUAUAACAAAAGGACAUGUGAGCUUUACUGCAUCUGCCUUGAAGUGACAAGUGCCCCCAGAGGCAGGAGGAGUCUGUGCCUCUUUAGCUGGACCACAAGCCAUCAGAAUGAGAACCCUACUCAGGGUUCCCUGCAGUGGUAGCUUGGAGCUGAUGUGAUGUUCAGUCAAAAUGAAAAAAGAGGAUUUUGUGGAUUCACUUUUUGAAACAUAAGUGAAACAAAUCUUGAUAUCAACCAGAUGGACUAUUACUUGUAAGAUAACACCCAAGCUCUUUCUGUCAUCAUCGUGACUGUUGGUCCAUGUGUUUUUUUUAAAAAAGCCUACCUACAUAUUCAAGCUAGAUUAAGUUGAAAAUAAAAGUUUUAAAAUUUAGGAUAUUGUAGUAUGAUAGUCUAUUGAGCAUGGAAUGACUUACCUUUAGGAAAAACUGUUUUCUAGUGCUGAAAUUUGUAUCACAGAACUAAAUGUGACCAAGAUAAUUUAUAGAAGUAUUUCCACUAAAACUCUUACUGCGUUGUAUACUCUUUUGGAAAUACGCUACUACAGAUAAUUAACCCAACUGUUUCUGCCAACAAAUAAAAUACAUAGUAUCCAACGUCAACUUCAUAUUUUUUACUUAGAAUUAGCUUAUUUAAAAUAAUGGCCUGCAUGUCCGCCCAGCUAGUGAACAAGUCAGUUCGCCUAUGAAAGAUUCCUAGCAAUUGCUUUUAGAUGCAGAAUAUUGCCUCAGUUUUUAAUGGAGGCAAGGCAGGAAAUGAAAUUUGGACCCCCAAAAAGCAGAUAGUCUUCCAAAAGUUCUCCUUUUGGAAAUUUUGAAGAUAUUAAGACUGAAUGCCCUCAAAUUGAUCAGCCUCUCUUGGGCUAUCUCAUUCCUGCAGCUGAUGCAUUAGGGUCAUCCCAGAAAUCCCCAAGCCACGGGAGCCCACCAGAACACAUCAUCUCAAAUUCACUGGCUUUCCACUGCUAUGGCCCCUGCCAUAAACACACUGGGGCUCGUGCCGGAUUGGACCUGUCUAUAAGGAGCAGGGAGAGACAUUGCCACAGAUCAAAAUUUUCCAAGUUCCUCCCUCUUUGCAGAGAUGGGAGAUGCAGUUUAGUUAAAAUACUACACAUCCUGUUCAGUAUGAUUAAUGACGGGGGCUCGAGGUGUUUGGAGUUUUGCUAAACUUAGUUUUUUCUUUUUAGAAAUCAUUAUUAGGGAAAGUUCCUUAAGUUGGAGAGGGGCCAAAGACUGAAUGACAGGAUAACAAAUUUCAGCUGGAGAUGCUUUUUCCCCUAGCUUAUGAUUCUUGUUAGUGAACAUUCAAGCAUCUGGGGAGAAAGUGAGGGAGGACUGACUUCAAGAAUAAGGCAUCCAUGAAACCGACACCAAAGAGAUUUGAACCAUGUUUAAUUUUAGUCCCAUUUGUGCAUAUUUCAUUUACAUCUUGAAAGAAGGUAAUCCUCUAUUUUCACAAGAAAAAGCCUUUAGCAAAAUAUGGUUUAUUUUGGAAAAACAUGAAGGAUAUUCCUACAAAAAUGAUAUCUUAAUGACACGUUUAUCAUAAUGAUGAAUGUUUGCUUUUAAGGGGCAUUUUAAGCUGGACACUGUAGCAAUAUGUAGUUCAAAUGUUGGACCUCAGACACUGUGGUUAUGUAAUGAAAUCCUUUUUAAUAUUUUCUGUACAUUGUCAAUUAAUGCAAGUUGCUUUACUGUACAGCUGUCAGUAAAUGUUUUUUUAGAAA
This is a messenger RNA of Sarcophilus harrisii (Tasmanian devil), 7599 nucleotides long. RefSeq names its product ATPase phospholipid transporting 11B (putative) (gene ATP11B). The record is from RefSeq and is a predicted model, not a curated record. The coding region runs from base 296 to 3799 and encodes 1167 amino acids. Gene Ontology annotation, molecular function: ATPase-coupled intramembrane lipid carrier activity; ATP hydrolysis activity; ATP binding. The transcript is spliced from 30 exons. Gene Ontology annotation, cellular component: recycling endosome; plasma membrane; endoplasmic reticulum. Lineage: Eukaryota; Metazoa; Chordata; Mammalia; Dasyuromorphia; Dasyuridae. Gene Ontology annotation, biological process: phospholipid translocation.